This is a messenger RNA of Corylus avellana, 1089 nucleotides long. Its product is annotated as protein LURP-one-related 5. Lineage: Eukaryota; Viridiplantae; Streptophyta; Magnoliopsida; Fagales; Betulaceae. The record is from RefSeq and is a predicted model, not a curated record.
UCAAAACAGUGAGGGUCCGAGUUCUCAGCGUGUCCCCCUGUCUCUCCAAAAAUAUAUAUCUUCUCCCCAACGUUUAGAUUUCAUCAACGCUCCAGACUCCAGUACUAGACUCUUCCAUUGUUUUGCGUCAAAGUCCUCGGGAAUCUUAAGGAAACCAAUUAAUUAAACAAAGAUGAAAGACGGCUUCGUUGUGGCAGAUAGGUUCGUAUUUCAGGAAGAAACUCAUCUCACCGUCCUAAAGACCUCUCUUUUCUUCGCCAACGAUGGCUUCACCGUCUAUGACUGCAAGGGAGACUUGGUCUUACGGGUCGACACGUACGGGCCCGAAGCCCGUGACAGCGGCGAAAUCGUUCUCAUGGACGCGAACGGAAGGUGCCUCCUCACUGUCCGCCGAAAGAUGCCGAGUCUGCAUCACCGGUGGGAGGGCUUUACAGGGGAGAGAAUCGACGGGCACCAGAAACCGAUCUUUAGCCUGCGGAGAUCCUCGAUGAUCGGACGGUCGACCAUGAGCGUGGAGGUGUUUAGGGACCCAGAGCCUUGUGAGGAGUACCAGAUCGAGGGCAACUUUGCUCAACGCUGUUGCACGAUCUUGAAUGCGGAGAGGGAAUUGGUGGCUGAGAUCCAACGCAAAGUGGAUGCUUCCACCCAGGUGGUGCUUGGGAAGGACGCUUUCUCUCUUUGCGUCAAACCUGGCUUUGAUGGGGCUUUUGCCAUGGGAUUGGUGCUCGUUCUUGAUCAGAUCAACUGCGAUGAUUAUGUUACUCAGGUAGUUCAGGAGGAGCCCGUCACAGAUGAUUCCGUUACUCAGGGAGUUCAGGUGGAGCCCGUCACAGAUGAUCCCGUUACUCAGGGAGUUCCGGAGGAGCCCGUCACCGAUGAUUAGUGGGAUAUUUUUUUGCCUUUGUUUAAUGGCUAAUCUAUGGAAGGUAAUCUUCAUCAGGUUCUUCUUGUCUUGGCUCUAGAUCUUUGUUGUAUUUUACUAUGCAAAAUCGAAGACAAGAAUGAUAAUAUAGUGUGCAAUUAAGUUCUAAAUCGGUAAUUAAUUAAUUACCAAUUAAUUAUCAAUGGAAUUUGAUUAGUGAUUUGAGA